GUGAGUUAUGCUUUCUGAAAACAUGGCUCCGUGAAGCGCACAACAAAACACCAGAGUGGAGUUUUAUCUGACAUAUGCUGUUCAGAUACAAAAUGAAGGUCAUAUAUAGUGUUACACGCCGUGUUCCGAAGUCAUAGAGAACAAUCCUGUGACAGAUUGACUUAAAACAGUGCUUUAAAUUAGCAGGGCAUUGUUAGCUCAGUGCUAAAUUCAGCUUGCUACAAGUUUGACAAACGAGCUGGCGGAGAGUGUUGCUUUAAGAGCGUGUCGUCAGCUCCAAAUGAAGCUGUGAAUGGAACAAGACUUGCAGAGUGUCUGUUACCUGCACCAGUCACUAUGGAUUGGCUUAUAGAUGCUGUGGGGAAAGACCUGGGCAUUGACCAACAUCAACUGGGGCCUGGACCUAGGCCUGCAGAGCUCACAGCUCUAGUGCCUACACGCUGGGUGACAGGUCUCAGGGAGAGACGGGUCCUCCGUUGUCCUCGCUUUAAUAGCAGCAAUGAGACAGAAGUUGGCUCUUAUCUUCACUGUAGUCAUGCAAAAUUGCCUUCUGGAUGGACUCGAGUUUGCAUUCAGGGCCUACGGAAAAGCAGACUGGACUAUAGAUUAGCAAGAGAUCCAUGUUACAAUCAAAAUGAGCUCAACUCACAACAUUCUUUUAUCAAAACCAUGCAAUGUGUGUCCCAACAUAAUAUCAGAAACCUGUGGUAUGAGGCACAUUGUAAACUUGUACAGCCAUAUGCAGGGGCCUGCGAACAGAUGCAUGUUGCAGCUGUUGAUGCCAUACGCAAUGCACUGCAAAAACUUUUCAACACCACAUUUAUCACAGCUGAUAAAGUGUCACCAUCCAUGUCUCCAGCAAAAGAAAAAGACCUUUUUUCAUCCUCUUGUUUUUCCAAGUCUCAGUCAGAUGCCCUGUGCCCAAAUAUUCUUCCUGCAGAGUGUCUUUUUGAGACUGCUGAUAUGCUUUAUGUCAUUCUACCUUAUACUCAAUAUACUUUACAUGACAUUGUGUCUUUCAGCCCAGCCAAGCUGUCAAACAGCCAUGCAAAAGUGUUGUUCAUUAUCUACCAGAUAUUAAUAGCCUUACAGGCCUCCCAUGCAGCUGGCUUGUCCUGUGGAGAAUUAUCUCUUCAAGAUAUAGCAGUUGAUGAGCAGCUUUGCAGCCGAGUCAGACUUAACCUGGCUCACUAUGAAAAUCUCAGUACAGAAGAGGGUGAGCCCAGUGUCAAUGAUAAGAAAAAUGCUACUCUGCUUUCUAGCAGCACACUAGUACAAAAUAACAAAACACUUUGUGAAGAUUGCUUUGGUGAGCUUAAGACUUUGGUUUUAGACUGGGUUCAUGGGAAAGUUAGCAACUUUCGUUACUUGAUGGAACUUAAUCGGUUAGCCGGUCGCCGUUAUGGAGAUCCUAAUUACCAUCCAGUCCUUCCAUGGGUGGUUGAUUUUACUGUGCCAUUUGGAAAAUUCCGUGACCUUCGGAGAUCAAAAUUUAGACUAAACAAGGGUGACAAGCAGUUGGACUUUACUUAUGAGAUGACUAAAGAAGCUUUGGCAGCAGUGGGCAAUGGAGGACGGGGCGGGGGUGUAGGAGGAGACCUCAGUGGCUUACUUGCCUCUGGUAAUGCUGGACAGUCUGACCAUCUUCAUUUUCCUCAUCACAUCUCAGAUGUGCUUUCAGACAUAACAUAUUAUGUUUACAAAGCACGACAAACUCCCAAAUCUGUGUUGUGCAGUCAUGUGAGAUCUCAGUGGGAGCCCAAUGAAUAUCCAGCAAGCAUGGAACGAAUGCAGAGCUGGACCCCUGAUGAAUGUAUUCCUGAGUUUUACACAGAUCCUUCUAUUUUCCGAUCCAUUCAUUCUGACAUGCCAGAUCUGGAUGUACCCUCUUGGUGCAAGUCUUAUGAAGAAUUUAUUGAGGUCCACCGGCAUCUUCUAGAGAGUCGAGAAGUGUCUCAACAUUUGCAUCAUUGGAUAGACCUCACCUUUGGUUAUAAAUUGUCAGGAAAAGAAGCUGUCAAGGCCAAGAAUGUAUGCCUUCACCUUGUCGACAACCACAUAAAUCUGACCACUUUCGGUGUUGUACAGUUAUUUGACCAACCUCACCCGCCUCGCCUGUCCCCAUUCCAGUAUGCCCCAGCAGAACCUCCUCUACUAGGCCUUGCCUCUCUAAAUGUGCCUUCACUACACAUUCCUCACACUGGUGCAACCACAGACAGAAUAGACGGACAGGUGCCAGAAACCACAGGAUGUGAGUCAAGUGGUUGGACUAUGGUUGACAAAGAUGAAGAGCUGGAACAAGGUAUGGAAGCCCUUGACUCAUUAGCAUCUUCUGGCUCUUCUUCGGCAGUUACAAAUGUUACUACAACACCUGGUAAGUUAAGUGCAGACCAUUCAGUUCAGAGCUCUCAGCCACCAGGGACUGAUUUCCCACCUCAUCUAGGCCCAAACCUACGUAGCUCUAUGGCAGCUAAAGGAGGAAUCAAAAAGUACUCUGAGGCUAAUGUUGGUGCCACAAAUGUAGACGAAAUUAAAAUAAAUCUUCCUGAAGGCUUCAACCCUUUACAACCUCUGGAGGAGCUGGAGAAAUUGAACAAUUUUCUAGUUAAGUGUCUACAUGCCAAAGUGCAAAAUCCUUUAAAUGAAGGCAUCACAGAGAGAGACACUCUGCCCUCUAAUAAACAGCUCUACCAGAGGGACAUGCAGGCUCUUGGAAUUGUCAUUGCUGAGCUGUUUUACUCCUUCAAACUCAGAGGGUUCAAACCAGACACUCCUCUUAGACGGAGAUUUCAAGCUGUCAGUAAGCUAUGCUCAGCUAGUCUUCGUGAUGUGCCACUGCCAUUGCAUUAUGCUCUUGAGACUCUCCUUCUUAUUGAAAAGCAUUCUAAUGUGGACAACCAUCAACUGCAAGAUUGCCCAAAACCACUGCUUUUCCAAUAUGCAGCUGUUCGAGAUGGUCUUCCACCUCCAAACCCCUGGCAAUUACUGAAUUCUGUCACCAGCCCUUUUCCAUUUCCUCCAUAUUUUGCUGCUCUGCAUAAUUUUAUUUUUUCAUAUCACACUAAAAUGGAGCCUGUCUGUAAUGUACAAGGAAGAGAUGUAGUCUUUCAUCUUUGGCAGAGACUUGAAACCUUGCUUGGUGAGAACAUCACAGCUGAGGGUCUUGAGAUUUUAUUGCCAUUUAUUCUCACCUUGAUGCAUGAAGAAUCCACAGCAAUUUAUGCUGCAUGGUACCUUUUUGAACCAAUAUCAAAAGUACUAGGUCCCAGAAAUGCAAAUAAAUAUUUAAUGAAGCCACUGAUCGACAUUUAUGAGAAUCCUCAGUGUCUUCGAGGGCGUUUCUACCUUUAUACAGAUUGUUUCAUUCUGCAGUUGAUUGUACGUCUUGGCCUUCAGGCUUUUCUGUCAAGCUUACUGCCUCACGUAUUGCAGGUCCUCACUGGCUUUGAAAGCUGCAACAUGGGCUCUGGUGGAGACACAUGUAAAGGUAGUGCGAGAGGAAAUGUAGAGGAGGAAGAAGAGGACUUUGAGUCUUCGUCAGGCUCUGUUUCAGCUCCUGUGGGUGGAGUGAGUGUAGCUGGGGGAGCAGUGGGUGACAGUGGGCUGGUGGACUACUCAUCUGGCGUUAGUCUCAAUGACCAAGAAUUUCUAACAGAUGACUUUCAAAAUGGCUUCUAUGUAAGCAGUGGAACAGGAAAACAACCCAACCAAAAUUCUGUAGCCAAGGAUCAAGACCAAGAGUCUCUGAGUGUAGGCAAACUUAGUGAUAAAAGUAGCACAAGUGAACUAUCAAUGGCUGAUGUCGACUCGAUGAGGGAUCGAGCCAGUUUGAAAUCUGCAGACAGCAGUCAAGACCUCAAACAGGCCAGUGAAGGUGAGGAGGGAGCAGAGAUGGAGGAAGAGGAAGUGACUGAGACCAGUGAAGGUAGAGAUGAACCAGAUGAACCUCCUAAUUCAACAGUAGAUCUAACUGUGUCCGAGAGCACAGAGGCCUCAGGAGCCACAGUCACCACUAUGGAGGGUGACUUUGUAAAUGGCAUGGUUCUGGAUCAGAGUGAGAAAGAAAUUGUGGAGGAGGAAGAAGAGGCUGAUAAUGAUCCAUCGGAAAAAUCAGAAGAGAGAGAGAAAAAAAUUCUAUUAGACACGAUCUGCAAAACAGUUCGAUGGCUAUCUGCAAAGCUUGGGCCAACAGUGACUUCACGCUAUGUGGCUCGGAAUCUACUACGGUUGCUUACAAAUUGUUACAUUGGACCUAAAAAUCACCAGUUUGUGACACCACCACAUGUGGAGUGCAGAACAGAGAGUGUGGAAAUGGGCAGUGUGUAUGAGAGGAAACCUGUAGUGGGUGACCAGACUGCAGGGCCAGUGCUCGAUUGUCUUAUUUACAUUGCACAACUAUAUGGAGAGCCGGUGCUCACAUAUCAGUACUUGCCUUAUAUUGGAUACCUUGUAUCUCCUCCUUCCUCUCAGCGUCUAAACACACGCAAGGAGGCUAGUUUGCUUGGUGCUGUUGCACUUACACAGAAAAUUAUUGUAUUUCUCUCUGAUACCACUUUAAUGGAUAUGCUGAUGAAGAUUAACCAAGAUGUUCUUUUGCCACUACUGGAUUUACUGACAACUCCUAAAAUGGGAUUUCCUAGUGGAGUCCAGACUCGUACUGCUGUGUGUCUCAAAACACUCAGCCUGAUGGCUCUUAUUUGUCUGCGCAUUGGGAGAGAAAUGGUCCAGCAACACAUGGCUGACACACUACGGAGGUUCUUUGCAGUUUUCUCACUGCUGCAUUCUUUGAAGCCCCAGCUGGACAGUGCUUCUCAGAGAAUGGUAGGAGAGGUGGCUGUGGUGGAUGUUUGUACCUCUGAAGAAUCAAAUGUCACAUAUGAAGUGGGAGUACUGGAAGAGCUGCAGACUGUGUUUAAUCCACAAAUGGCCCAUGCAUCCUAUGUACCAUUCUACUGCCUCAUAGGUGACUUUGCUAUUCGGAGACUAGUUCCCAACCAUGAGCUGGUGUGGCAGCUGUCUCAGUCCUACACUCCCAGACAAGACACCACAAAUGUGACUUCCUCCAGAGUGGAGCCCGUCGCUCUGUCGUCUAGUUUUAGCAGACAAGUACCCAGUCCAUUUCCUUCAUCUUCAGCUUCUUUCCACCCCCCAGAUUCUGAGUCAGGCACUUUUGGCAGCCACCUCAUAGGUAACCGGAUUCAGGUGUCUCAGGAUACAGAUUUUGGUGGCACAUCUAGCCUGUCCAGCUCUUGGGGACACUCAAGUAAUACUGGCCCAAUCGUUACCACUUCUUCCACAUUUACAACUGUAGCCACAAAUUCUUUUUCCAGUCCAUGGAUGACUGGGCAUACCCCUGAGGACAGUGCUUUAAAGCAGGAGCUCCCACGCAGUGGCCGUUCUCUUCAGGGAAACUGGCUGGCUUAUUGGCAGUAUGAGAUUGGUCUUAACCAGCAGGAUCAUUUUCACUUUCACCAGAUCCGCUUACAGAGCUUUCUUGGUCAUUCAGGAACAGCCAAAUGUAUAGCACCGCUGGCAGGGGAGGACUAUUUCCUCUCAGGCAGUAAAGACAAGACAGUGAAGCUGUGGCCUCUCUAUAACCAUGGCGACGGCACACAAGAAGUGGAACCCAGACUGACCUACUCAGAACAUCGGAAGUCUGUGUUUUAUGUUGGGCAGCUGGACUGUUCUCAGGAGGUGGUGAGCUGUGAUGGCACAGUGCACCUGUGGGACCAGUACACAGGAAAACUUAUUCGUUCUUAUGAAGCUGUGGAUGGGAAAAACCCAAUAACAUCUGUCACCACAAUGCCAGCUCCUCACUCCAGUGUAGUGUUGGGCAGCGCAGAUUCUGUUCUUCGUUUUAUUGAUCCUCGCAAACCAGGGCUACAGCAUGAGUUCCGUGUGGCUCAAAACAAUGCAAAUGCUGGUCUCAUCCGCUAUCUGGCUGUGAGUCCAGCAGGGCGCACUGUGGCAGCAGGUUUCUCAACCGGCUUCAUUGUUCUGCUUGAUGCACGCACAGGACUCGUUCUGAAGGGCUGGCCAGCUCACGAAAGCGAUAUUCUUCAAAUGAAGGCAGCAGAAGGAAACCUGAUCAUCAGCUCCUCCACUGACUACACGCUUACUGUGUGGAAAGAUGUGGAAAACAAGCCUCUUCGGCAGUACAAGUCACAGUCUGAUCACGUCCAUGCAUUUGACAUUUAUGGGUCUGAGAUUGUAACAGGAACAGUUUCUAAUAAAAUAGGGGUGUACUCCAUGGCAGACAUUUCACUAAGCCCCAUUAGCAGCACAAAGUUAAGCUCAGAGAACUUCCGUGGCACCCUGACCAGCCUGGCAGUUCUACCCACAAAGAGGCUUCUGCUCUUGGGCUCUGAGAAUGGAGCUAUCCGCCUCUUAGCAUAGGCUCAUUCAGAAGCACCCAUUAACCUUGCGUUGGCUCUCUUAAUAUUGUAUUGUCUGUUUGAGGUAGGAUGAUUGAUACUUUCACUAAAUGCACAAUAGAAAAAACAAAACAAACACAUUUAUAAAAUUCACAACUGUUGACAGUCAUCACCACUAUGGAGUUGUUUUAGAUUUGCCACCGUCUGGCGUAAAAUCGUCUUUUAAUGCUUACAGACUGUAUAAAUUGUAUUAUAGUAAACUGCAUUCUUUUGCAGAUUAAAGAAAACAUGCUCAGGAAAGUGGAGCCUAUUCUGGUUCUUUUUGUAGAGUUUACACUUUCCAAAUAGAUACAUAUAACACCAAAUAGACAUGAAUUUUGGUGAUUUAUUUCCCUUGACAUUCUAUAUUUAAAGGCACUGAUUAAACUAUGCAGUAUUUGUAGAUCAACUUAACCCUGUAAUGUUUAUUUAAUGUGGUUUAUUUCUAUGUUUUAUAAUUUGAAAUACAUUGUAAUCACAUUUUCAACAGUGCAUUCCUGUGGCUUAAAAGCUUCUUGCAGGUAAACGUCAAAUAAUGAGUUAGAGAUGCACACUUGUUUUCUAUUGCACAAGUAUUGUUUUUAUGUUGUCUUUUUUAAUGAAUGUUUUACCUAUUAAUAAACAACUACUUGAAUAUAAUUAAUUGCAGAGCUGUGGCUCAAUGAUGAUUUUGCAUACUGUUUGUAAGAUUCAGUCUAUAUAACAAUUGCACUUGCUUCUAAAUGAAAAAACAACCCCAUUUGUUUUACCUUUUAUGUGAACAUAUUUAGUUAGAAGGAAUUUCAAUAAAAACUCAUAUUUCUAAAGGCUCAGUA
Messenger RNA from Boleophthalmus pectinirostris (great blue-spotted mudskipper), 7228 nucleotides. RefSeq names its product WD repeat domain 81 (gene wdr81). The transcript is spliced from 12 exons. Gene Ontology annotation, cellular component: mitochondrion. The coding region runs from base 337 to 6396 and encodes 2019 amino acids. The record is from RefSeq and is a predicted model, not a curated record. Gene Ontology annotation, molecular function: protein binding; phosphatidylinositol 3-kinase regulator activity. Lineage: Eukaryota; Metazoa; Chordata; Actinopteri; Gobiiformes; Gobiidae. Gene Ontology annotation, biological process: aggrephagy.